AUGUUGAGUCGAAACCUCGCACUUGCUGCUGCUAGGCAACUGCGAGUGAAAGGGCUCAUAGGAGGGAGGGCCAGUCUUGGUCCAAUCAGACACCGCUUCGUUUGGGGUGAAGAUGCAAUUGGUCCAAAUGUACCCGUUGGAGGAAAGAUGGGAGCACAAGAAAAUCCAGAGCUUCAUACAUAUGAUGGCGUUUACCGAGGUUCUCCAGAAAAAGGAGAUAAGCUGAUUCCCGACUUUUUCUAUCGCGCACCAACAAUGGGUACCACUUAUAUUGAUCGAUGUGUGACCUACUUCAUCUCGGCCUUGCUUUGGUUCUGGUUCUCAUAUCAUAUGUACUAUCAUUCUGGCCAUCUGCUUGGCCAUUGGUAUAUGCCAUAUUUGCACGAAUUCAGCGAUGAAGAACUUGGAAUUCCUCCAGAUUCAGACCCUGAUCCGGAAUACUGGGGUAAUCACGGCAAGAAAUAUUUUCAUACGCAUUUAUUAUAUAUUUUUUAUUCUUAUCUAUUAUUAUUAUUAUUAUUAUUAUUAUUAUUAUUAUUAUUAUUAUUAUUAUUAUUAUUAUUAUUAUUAUUAUUAUUAUUAUUAUUAUUACUAUUAUUAUUAUUAUUAUUACCGACAAAUUGGCUUCGCGGUACGGCGCCGGCACGAUCUCUGAUUUCGUUACGCGAAGUGGCGAUCCGUGAACGGAAUCCAUUAAGAAAUGUGUUCUCUGAAAAUCCCACGUUUCUACGGCAGGAAAUCAAAAAAAAACCCAGCGAGAUGGAAUUCAGCGGUGAGGAAGGUGAUCGACCGAUUCAAAUACACAGGUUUUCGGUCAGCAAUGUCAAAGAACAUCCAACUAAUCAUUCAAGGACAACAUCAAUGAUUCCAGGAUGGAAUAAUGUCAAAAACCAUACAACAGAGGAAUCAACAAGGCGAAGGACACGUUCCCUGAUUCAAGGAUUUAAUGAUGUGAUGUCAGACGUUAAACGAUCAUUGCUGGAUAUGAGUCCCGGCGGAAAAGCGGAGGAUGAAGAGGAACCAUCCGAGGAUGAACUUAUCGAAUCCAACGAGACGUUCUCUGAGUUUUGCUCACGGCAAGCAAGAAACGUGGUGCAUUUUUUGGUUGAAGAUUGGUGUUUAUCCGCUUUACUUGGGAUAAUCACCGCCGUGUUAUCCGUUGGUAUGGACGUUGCCAUCGAACUUCUUCAGCACGCUCAUGUUGUACUGUACGAUAUGUGCUUGCGAACGUCCGCCUAUAUAGCAUUUUUCUCAUGGGUUUUACAUGUUGUCGUAUUUACCGCCCUUUCAACGGUAUUCUGUCAAAUAGUUUCUAAACAAGCUGUCGGUUCGGGGAUUCCGGAAGUAAAAGUUAUUAUGCAUGGAUUUAAAAUGGACAACUAUCUUACAUUUCGUACGCUUAUCGCUAAAAUGGUCGGAUUAACGUUGGCGAUGGGUGGAGGAUUACCGAUCGGCAAAGAAGGUCCCUUCGUUCAUAUCGGUGCGAUCGUCGCUACUUUACUGUCAAAAAUCACCGCAUCCUGUCAGUAUUCGGCAUUUUUCUCAAAUGAAGGACGAGAAAUGGAAAUGCUGAGCAGCGGUUGCGCGGUCGGAAUCGCAUGCACAUUUUCGGCACCGAUUGGAGCCGUACUCUAUGCCAUUGAAUCCACGUCCAAGUAUUUUGCUGUGAAAAAUUAUUGGCGAGGUUUUUUGGCCGCCACUUGUUCGGCAAUUAUUUUUCGAUUUGCGAACUUCUUUGUCACCGCUGAGCAGUCCGGAACUAUCACAGCUUUCUACCAAACUCGAUUCCCCACUGAUGCAUUCCUCAUCGAGGAGCUUCCUGUUUUCAUGUUACUAGGGUUCUUUAGCGGUAUGAUGGGUGCAAUCUUCAUAUUCACACAUCGUCACAUAUCUAUAUUUCGACAACGUAACAAAGUUUUCAAGAUGAUUUUCAAAAAUAACUUCCUUUCGUUCACUGUAUUUAUGGCGAUGGUUGUGGGAAUUCUAACGUAUCCAUUGGGUUUCGGACGAUUUAUAGCAGGAAAGCUCACAUUUCGUGAAACUAUGGCUGAUUUCUUCAACAACUGUACUUGGUACACAAAUGAAACGUCAAGAAGAUGUCCCGACCUCCUUCUUCAACAUUGGACUGGCGAUGGAGCUGUGACAAUUUUCACGUCACUUAUUUCCUACUAUUUGGUCUACUUCGUACUGGUCGCUAUUUGUAUCUCGAUUAAUGUUCCCGCUGGCGUCUUCGUUCCAUCAUUUGUCAUCGGAGCUGCGGGUGGACGACUUGUUGGAGAGAUCAUGGUGUUCCUGUUUCCGGAAGGUAUGCGAGGUCCAGGUGGGCCACCAAUUUAUCCAGGGCUCUAUGCAGUAGUUGGAGCCGCCGCUUAUACUGGAGCAGUCACUCACACCCUAUCCGUUGCAGUGAUUAUCUGUGAACUAACCGGUCAACUUGCUCCAAUACUACCAGUUUUGAUAGCAAUGUUAAUGGGAAACGCUAUCUGCAAAUUUCUACAACCAUCCAUCUACGAGAGUAUAAUUCGCAUCAAAAAAUAUCCGUAUCUGCCCGAUUUGCCCCCAUCCAGAAUUAGUGUCCAUACAGUUAAAGUGGAACAGGUGAUGGUUUGUGAUGUGAUCUACAUCACCAGAGAUAUGACAUAUCGAGAAAUGAAGGAAAUCCUACAAAUGGUCCCACAUCUCAGAAGUUUCCCGAUAGUCACAGAUCAUGAAAACAAAAUCCUUCUUGGAUCAGUGGCAAAACGAUAUCUAACGAUGCUACUCCGGCGACAUGUGCUCGUAACUCAGCAGGAUAGUCGUACAAGUAUUCGAAUGACCCCAGCCGACAUAUUCAACUCAAUCCGAAGGACGAGCAUGCGUUUGUCGAAGCGAUCGUCGUCUCGAAAAUCGAAGGAUCCACGAGAGAACGACAGCGCUAAAAGUGAAGCGGAUCAACUUGAAGUGGUUACGGAAAGGACGUACAGCGGGAAUACUUUGCUGUCUAUUUCUCCACUACAUGCACCAAACAGCGUGCCGCUACAAGCUGUAUUCACUCGUCCAUCAAAUGCUGAAUUAGCAAAGCUGCAAGACAGUGAUCCAGAAACGCUUCUCGACCGCAGAAUUGAUCUUGAUGAGAUUGCAAUCGAUGCCGCUCCAUUCCAGCUUGUGCUAGGAUCAUCACUGUAUAAGGUCCACACGUUAUUCAGUCUUCUCGGCUUGUCACAUGCGUACGUCACCGACUGCGGAAGACUCGUAGGCGUUGUCGGGUUGAAAGAACUACGAGAUGCUUUGGCGAACAUUUAUGUGAGGGGUGCUGUUGCUCCUGAAAGGAAGCUGACCACCUCAGGAAAUGUGAUCUCGUUCAAGGGUAGCAAUCCGAAACUCUCCAAUCCACCGGAGGUGGCGAACGGUCUCGUAGUGAAAGCCGAGCAACCGAAAUACGGCAACACUUUGACCGUACCCGAAUGUUUAAGAAUGCGGCGUGAGAAGAAGAAAGCUGAGAAGGUUGUCGAUGCUGAAGAAAACUCCGAACUGACUACAACUUCGGAGAAACAAGAGAAAACUAAACGAAGAGUAAGAAUAGCCGAUGAUUUGCCCGAAACUUCCGGUUGUGGGAAUUCGUCAGAAUCUCAAAGUACCAUCAAGAAAGUCGUAGCUGAAGUGGAGUGUGAAACGCAAAGUGGGCGAAAAAGAAAAAGAAAUCGAAAAAAUAAGCAUCAAAAGGCACUAUUAGAAAGUUUCAAGAAAGCUAAACUAAAUGUGGUAGAACCAGAAGUGGGAGAGAAAACGUUCAAUGACUUCAGCAUCGAUGAAAGGAUCCUUAAGGCCGUUGGCAACUUAGGAUGGAAAUGGCCUACCCAAGUCCAAGAAUCUAUGUUUGCAUUGGCUCUUGAGGAUAAGAAUAUAAUGGCUAGAGCUCGAACUGGAAGUGGCAAAACUGGAGCAUACUUAAUUCCUAUUAUACAUAAAUGUAUUGCUUAUUCGUCCGAUUCUGAGGAGCUCCGUGGACCAUCCGCUCUGUUCAUUGCGCCGACGAAAGAGCUUUGUGUGCAAAUAAACGAUCUCCUAGUGAAGUUACUUCAACCGCUACCAUUUCUGCGUUCUUUAAAUUUGUCUGACCUGACAUCAGAUGAGCGAUCUGUUUGGGAGCAUGAUUUCGCCAAUUUUGUGGUUUCUACACCGGGAAAGAUAUUAGAAAUGUUAGCAGUACGCCCGCAGUUCUGCAGUGAUGUCCGACAUUUAGUUUUGGAUGAAGCUGACUUGCUGCUGUCAUUUGGUUAUGAAGAAGAAAUGAAUGCUCUGAAGAAACAUCUCCCGGUCACUUAUCAAUGUAUUUUAACUUCUGCCACUAUCACUGAUGAUAUGAGUGCUUUGAAAAGCUUAUUCAUGACGGGACCGGUGUUCACUAUAAAAUUGAAGGAAGGUGAUUUGCCGGAUGUUGAUCAACUGACCCAAUAUCAAAUUACGUGCUUAGACGAUAACGAGCGUUUUGCUAUUCUUGUUUCUAUGUUCAAACUGCGCCUUAUUGUUGGGAAAACUAUAAUAUUCGUGAAUGACACGAACCGUUGUUACCUGACUUCCUUGGUUCUGAGGGCUUUUGGUUUGAAAUCGUGUAUCCUGAAUUCAUCUAUGCCUGCUAACUCACGAUUUCAUGUCAUCAAUCAGUACAAUAACGGCGCCUGCGAAAUUGUCAUAGCAUCAGAUGCUGUGGACGCAUUCGGAAGUGAUUCGGUGCAGCCGAAAGAGCCGGUUCGUCGGGACAAAGAAGCUGGAGUUUCUCGUGGAAUCGACUUCCAUCAAGUUGGCAACGUUGUGAAUUUGGAUUUCCCAACGUCUACCGAUUGUUACAUUCAUCGCGUUGGAAGAACGGCAAGAGGUCGAAACAAAGGCACUGCUUUGUCAUUCUGUACACCUGCUGAACGACAGUAUUUGGAUACUGUUCAGGAGGAUAUCAACACCCAAAUGGGUCGGAAAGUGAUAAUUCCAUACGAGAUCCGGAUCAAAGAACUAGACUCAUUCCUUCUCAGAGUAAAGGAAGUAUUGUCGAAAUGUGGAAAAUCUAUUAUUAAGGCAGCUAGGAUGCAAGAUAUCAAAUUGGAGAUUAUGAGAUCAGCAAAAUUGCAAUCGUUCUUUGCUAACAAUCCAAGAGAGAAAACUUUGAUGGAGACGACCACCAGACCUACGACAGUUGCAGUUCAUACCACUGCCAUUGCUGACGUGCCAGAAUAUAUGGUGCCAAAAUCACUUCGCGGUAUAAAUUUCUCGAUUGGAACGAAGAAGAAGUCAAAACCUGGCCAGAGACAUCGAAACAAACUCAAAGGAAAAUCAGUAAAUCAGAAAAUUUAUAACCGAAAGAAGAAUGAUCCACUCAAAAGUUUUAAGAUUUGA
Molecule: messenger RNA, 5367 nt
Organism: Necator americanus (New World hookworm)
Lineage: Eukaryota; Metazoa; Nematoda; Chromadorea; Rhabditida; Ancylostomatidae
Exons: 50
Coding region: 1-5367 (1788 amino acids)
Biological process (GO): chloride transport; mitochondrial respiratory chain complex I assembly; transmembrane transport
Cellular component (GO): plasma membrane; mitochondrial inner membrane
Molecular function (GO): RNA helicase activity; nucleic acid binding; voltage-gated chloride channel activity
Source: RefSeq, a predicted model, not a curated record